Messenger RNA from Triplophysa dalaica, 6377 nucleotides. RefSeq names its product potassium sodium-activated channel subfamily T member 1b (gene kcnt1b). The record is from RefSeq and is a predicted model, not a curated record. Lineage: Eukaryota; Metazoa; Chordata; Actinopteri; Cypriniformes; Nemacheilidae. Gene Ontology annotation, biological process: potassium ion transport. Gene Ontology annotation, molecular function: intracellular sodium-activated potassium channel activity. The transcript has 34 exons. The coding region runs from base 327 to 4088 and encodes 1253 amino acids. Gene Ontology annotation, cellular component: membrane.
GUUAACUUCUAGAUGGUAAACGUUUGAUGGUAAACGUAUAAUGAGGACAACAUAUGAUUGUGUUUAAAAAAUAAUCAAGAAUAUCAUCUCGUGGAUGCAAAGUUCAAUUACGAGCGAUAAAACGGGGAUGUGUUUGCCAUCGCACUCUGUUGUGGGUUUCUCUGAGAGGAGGGUUUUGUCAGGGUCGAUAUCCGCCCCUUUAUCGCAAGUCUCCAUGGAGCAGGGAGGCAUCGGGAGAACAUUUCCAUCGAAAGUCCUUCACGGACACUUCACGGAGGUUUUGCGUUAAAGAUGCGCUGCGCUCGCAAGCAACGCCGUUAUUUACAAUGAUGGGACCGCGCACCCGAUCUCCAGCAGAGCCAGGCAUGACUCCCUCCCGACGCUCAUCCACUGCCGCUGACAGGUUGCCUACAGAGACGGUUCAGAAGAAUAACAGCAGUAAUACCGGCGUCAUUCUGGACAUUUCCACACUGAAAAUGGCCGAUGUGGACUCCGAGGUCCCUCCUCUACCCCCACGAUACCGCUUUAGAGAUCUGCUGCUCGGAGAUCAGUCGUUUCAGAAUGAUGACAGGGUCCAUGUGGAAUUUUACGUCAAUGAGAACAAAUUCAAGGAGAGAUUGAAGCUUUUCUUCAUCAAAAACCAAAGGUCAAGUCUCCGAAUCCGCCUCUUCAACCUUUCGCUGAAGCUGUUAACAUGCCUCCUCUAUAUCAUCAGAGUCUCACUGGAUGACCCAACUACACUCACAUGUGCACGGAAACACUGCACAAACAUCACAGACCCCCUGUGCAGCAAAUCAUGUGCCAACUACACAUCAAACCUGAGCGCAGACCCCACGCAAAUCAACUGGGAGUUAAUAUUCUGGGUGAACAGAAGAGUUCCUGUAUGGGCGAUACAGGUGACAGUGGCCUUAAUCAGCUUUAUGCAAGCGAUGCUUCUGGUGUAUCUCAGUUACAAGGGGAACAUUUGGGAGCAGAUUUUCCAAAUCUCCUUCAUCAUCGAGAUGAUCAAUACUGUGCCAUUUAUUAUCACAAUAUUUUGGCCUCCACUGAGAAACAUAUUUGUUCCUGUGUUCCUUAACUGUUGGCUUGCCAAAUCAGCACUUGAAAACAUGAUUAAUGAUCUCCACCGUGCCAUUCAGCGCACACAUUCAGCCAUGUUUAACCAGGUCCUGGUUCUGAUCUGUACGCUGCUGUGUCUGGUCUUCACCGGGGCUUGUGGGAUUCAGCACCUUGAGCGAGCGGGGAAGAGUCUCACGCUGUUUGACGCUUUAUAUUUCUGCAUCGUCACUUUCUCCACUGUUGGUUAUGGGGAUGUUACGCCCAAAAUCUGGCCGUCUCAGUUACUGGUGGUCAUCAUGAUCUGUGUGGCGCUGGUGGUGCUGCCACUGCAGUUUGAGGAGCUGGCAUAUCUAUGGAUGGAGAGACAGAAGUCAGGUGGAAACUACAGCAGACAUCGAGCUCAGACAGAGAAACAUGUGGUUCUCUGCGUCACUUCUCUCAAAAUAGACCUGCUUAUGGAUUUCCUCAAUGAGUUCUAUGCGCACCCGAGACUGCAGGAUUAUUAUGUGGUUAUACUCUGUCCCACUGAGAUGGACAUUCAGGUGCGGAGGAUCCUGCAGAUCCCGUUGUGGUCCCAAAGAGUGAUCUACCUCCAGGGCUCUGCGCUGAAGGACCAGGACCUGAUGAGAGCCAAGAUGGACGAUGCAGAGGCGUGCUUCAUACUCAGCAGCCGAAAUGAAGUGGACCGCACGGCAGCUGAUCAUCAGACCAUUCUGAGAGCAUGGGCUGUGAAGGACUUCGCGCCAAACUGUCCUCUGUAUGUUCAGAUUCUCAAACCCGAGAACAAAUUCCACGUCAAAUUUGCCGAUCAUGUUGUGUGUGAAGAGGAGUUCAAGUAUGCCAUGCUGGCCCUGAACUGUGUGUGUCCUGCCACCUCUACACUGGUAACACUUCUGGUUCAUACGUCUCGUGGACAAGAAGGGCAGAUGUCUCCAGAACAGUGGCAGAGAACUUACGGCCGUUGCUCGGGCAAUGAAGUUUAUCACAUCCGCAUGAUGGACAGCAAGUUCUUUGGCGAAUACGACGGGAAGAGCUUCACUUAUGCCUCCUUCCAUGCGCAUAAAAAAUACGGUGUGUGCUUAAUCGGUACAAAGCGAGAAGACAACAAGAGCAUCCUUCUGAACCCCGGUCCACGUCACAUCAUGUCUGCCACAGACACUUGUUACUACAUCAACAUCACUAAAGAAGAGAACUCGGCCUUUAUCUUCAAACAGGAGGAGAAACACAGCAAAGGGAUGUCGGCCACUGGCGUGUACGACGCGCCCUCACGUCUCCCGGUGCAAAGCAUCAUCGCAAGCAUGGGAACUGUGGCCAUUGACCUGCAGAAUCCAGACCCACCCGUUGACCGCAACAAGCUGGUGUUGCCCACAGAAAACGGAGCCGGGAGUCGCAGACCCAGCAUCGCCCCCGUGCUGGAGAUCGCUGACUCCUCUGCCAUCCUCCCCUGUGACCUCCUCAGUGACCCCUCUGAAGAUGAGACCAACCAAUCAGAUGAGGAUGGAGCCCCGGCGUUAGAGUUUGUUAAAGGCUAUCCACCCAACUCACCAUACAUUGGAAGCUCCCCAACACUUUGCCACCUUCUGCAACAAAAGGCACCGUUUUGUUGCCUGCGACUUGACAAGGGUUGUCGGCACAACAGUUUUGAGGACGCCAAGGCGUAUGGCUUCAAGAACAAGUUGAUCAUCGUUUCUGCUGAAACAGCUGGAAACGGCCUGUACAACUUCAUAGUGCCGCUGCGAGCCUAUUACAGACCGAGGAAGGAGCUGAACCCCAUCGUGCUGCUGCUGGAUAAUCCGCCUGAUAAUCAUUUUCUAGAGGCCAUCUGCUGUUUCCCGAUGGUGUACUACAUGGCUGGUACCAUUGACAAUUUGGACAACCUGCUGCAGUCUGGCAUCAUCUACGCCGAUAAUCUGGUGGUGGUGGAUAAAGAGAGCACAAUGAGCGCAGAAGAAGACUACAUGGCAGAUGCUAAGACCAUCGUGAACGUUCAGACCAUGUUCAGGUUGUUUCCCAGUCUCAGCAUCAUCACAGAGCUCACUCAUCCGUCUAACAUGAGAUUCAUGCAGUUCCGUGCCAAAGAUUGCUACUCCCUGGCUCUCUCCAAACUUGAAAAGAUAGAGAGAGAUAAGGGGUCUAAUCUGGCAUUCAUGUUCCGCCUCCCGUUUGCUGCCGGCAGAGUGUUUAGUAUCAGUAUGCUGGAUACUCUCCUAUACCAAUCUUUUGUGAAGGACUAUAUGAUUCUCAUCACGAGGCUCUUGUUGGGUCUAGACACCACGCCAGGUUCUGGCUACCUCUGUGCUAUGAAAGUAACAGAAGAAGACUUAUGGAUCCGGACGUACGGGAGACUGUUUCAGAAGCUGUGCUCGUCCAGCGCAGAAAUUCCCAUCGGGAUAUACCGCACUGAAUCUCACAUGUUCCCCACCUCAGAGUCUCAGGUGUCCGUGGACGAUUGCGAGGACACACGUGACCGCGGGGAAUCCUGGAAGGAGAAAACCGCCCACAGAAACUCCACGGGGAGCGACCAAUCCGAGCACCCGCUCCUACGCAAGAAGAGCAUGCAGUGGGCGAGACGGCUGAGCAGGAGAAACACCAAACCGCCCAGUCGAGCCGAACGCAUUAAUCAACAGCGGCUAAAUAUGUACUGCCGAUCCGAGAGACAAGAGCUGUCAGAGCUGGUGAAGAACCGCAUGAAGCAUCUGGGGCUGCCCACUGUGGGAUAUGAGGACGUAGCUAAUUUAACCGCGAGCGAUGUGAUGAACCGUGUAAAUCUAGGAUAUUUGCAAGAGGGUUCUUACGUAACAGGGGGUACUGCAGUGGCUCAAACAGAUGAAAUGAAUGACCAUCAGAACACGUUGUCAUAUGUGCUGAUAAACCCGCCUCCGGACACUGUUCUAGAGCUCAAUGAUGUCGUCUACAUCAUUCGCUCUGAUCCGCUGGCACAUGUUCCUGAAAAUCUUCCGGGAGCACCGGCUGGAGGGAAACUACGGCAGGAUUAUGGAUCAGAGACACGGGAUGAGACUCAUCUGUAAGAACCGGAAGUCCUGUCAUACACACCCCUCCUCUCUGUCCCCCACGCCCCCCUCCUCUCGCUGCUACAGUACAGUCUGCAUGAACGAUGCCAGGAGACGCAGCCAAACCAACCAACCAUACUGACAGUCAACACUCGUGUGCCAACACAAGCUGCCCUUCCAAACUGUAACUCUUUACAGAUUCCUCUUUUUUACAAAGACACAAUCCACUAUUUCAGACUUUACCGAACACGGCUGGUUAUUACGUUUUUUUAUUUUAGACUUGUCUGACAGUGUAAGAUUGGGUUGUUAUGAGUCACUCUGGACCAAACACAAUGUCCAAACACUUUGGAUAUAUAAAGUAGGGCAGUAUAUACAUCACAGAGUAUUACGUAACGCAGUAUUCAUGUGCGCAGCUACGGACAGAAGAAAACAAACAACAGUCACGUCAGCCAGUUCAUCUGAUUUGACCAGAACACUGGUGAUGUCAAGGCCCUGUAACACACAGAACUAGUUUACAUCAGUGCUAUAUUUUGUACAUAGCACAUAGUAUAUAUAUAUUUGUACAUAUAAGUUAACCACGUAUUCUUUAACAUGCUCAUGCAGUGACCUCAAAGUAUUCACAGUAUUUUUUCCUGAUUGGUUCUUAAAGCACAAAGGAUAUUGUUUAUUUAUUGGUAUUCCCAAACUGCAACUGUUUUAACUUGUUGAUCUAUCACAUGAUCUCAGCUGUGAUCAUGUCCUUUGCCAUAACAUUUAACAUGCUUUAUGAGAAAAAUUAAGGAAUAUUGAAAGCAAACACAUCAUCCUUUUUGAAAGUUUUAGUCGAUAGGUAACGGACACUCAUCAGAGGUAUUGAAUGAAUGUUGUUUAGAUGUUUGCAGAAGAGAUGUCAAAUGCUAUCGUACAGUGUUUUAGAUCAUUGGAGCAGUAUUGAUCUGAAACUCAUGAAUUAUGACUUGAGUGUGCGAGUUAUACAAUAGUAAAUAUUAGAAUAUGUAAUAUAUAUUUUAUUUAUUUGAAUUGUCUACCAAGUGUUUGUUUAUCGGUUUAAUUGCUGUAUCAACAGCAUUUUUAAUCAUAAUCAAUUGUCUGUUUUUUGUUCAUUUUGUCAAUAUUCUGCUACCGAUCAUUUAUGAAAUCUAAAUAUAUUGGAAUUUGCCACUUUUGCACUAAGCUCUUUUGAAAGAGCAGUACACCAUAAAUCCCUUUAACCUACACACACACACACACACUCACACACACACAAAGCAUUCACAAUUAAUAGACACUAUUAUGUAAAAAACAAGCCUUUAGUUACAAUUCGAGUCGUGUUGAAAAGUGAUAUGAAACAGUUUUGUGACUUCAGGGGACUUUCUGGUAUCUGACACAGAGAUCGCAAAUCUUUUGUUUGCCAAUUUUGUUGCCUGCUGUACCAAUAUGUAUUCCAUUGUCUGUGUCAUUAUUAAUGUGAAUAUGUGUAUGAGGAGUUGAUGAUUAUUAUGUAGAGCUGACAAUUGUUUUAUUUAUUUAUUUGGCCUAUAUACAUCUUUAUUCAUCUGUGUUAUAGAACAGAAAACAUAGAUUUCCACUCACAGAAACGACUGUAAUGUUGCAUAUAUACUGUAAAAGGGAAAGUGAUAGGUGGUAAUGAUGUGAUACAAUUGGAAAUCUUUGUAGCUAUUACGUUUAUUUCAUUAUUGUGUUUUCUGCCUUCUGUUUAUUUAUUUCAUAGCAAUAUUAUGAGUUCACCAGUCUGUCAGUAGAAAAUAGAAGCUGUUAACCUACAUUUUCUAUCAGCCUUUCUCCUGCAAACUGAGUUGGAAAUGUUUUUGGUUUAAUAACGUAUAAUCAUUUUCCAUGCAUCAUAUUGAAAAAGAUUUGCAUGUUAAAAUGGCAGCCUGCAGAUAUCUUCUAUUUUUAACUAGUUCCCUAGUAUUUAAUACAUAUAUAUAUAUAUCAGCUGACCACAGCUGUGGUACUUUACAAGUGUUUCGUUUGUUUCUCUCCAUUAGUGACGGAAAAAACACGGACCAUGCAUGUCCUAAUCUUGCCAAAUGUGUCAGAGAUUCAUGUUUACAUUUGCUGGCUCCUGUUUUUUGGAUUGUGCUGACCUGCUGAAUAUUUCACAGACUUCUAAAUUUUGUACAAUUUCUGUACGAACAUGUUAGAAUGAAUAAAUGCUGCAUGCAGCCAGAAACAAUGUGGGUGUAUUAUUAUUUACAAACGGAUAUUAAUCGAUGAAUGUGUUCAUGCUUGUAAUCGUUGUUCGUAAUCAACAUUUUGAACAAUUAGAAUAGAAGCGUAGUUAUGAUAGUUACUGCAGAAAUA